Molecule: messenger RNA, 1451 nt
Organism: Pyrus x bretschneideri (Chinese white pear)
Lineage: Eukaryota; Viridiplantae; Streptophyta; Magnoliopsida; Rosales; Rosaceae
Product: pre-mRNA-splicing factor 38
Exons: 5
Coding region: 156-1286 (376 amino acids)
Cellular component (GO): precatalytic spliceosome
Source: RefSeq, a predicted model, not a curated record
ACAAUUCGGAUUACAGCCCAAAAACGCACCGUCCAACUCCCCAACGGCAACUAUAUUUCUCUCUUUCGCUCUGAUUUUAGGGUUAGGGUUUAUCUGUCCCUCUCUCUGCGCCCCCCAAAUCCAGAGUUUCGUCCACUUCUCUACGCCUUCCAGCGAUGGCGAACCGCACGGACCCGUCGGCGAAGAAUAUAAGGGGAACGAACCCCCAGAAUCUGGUGGAGAAGAUCGUACGGACGAAGAUAUACCAGAACACGUACUGGAAGGAGCAGUGCUUCGGGUUGACGGCCGAAACCCUAGUCGACAAAGCCAUGGAGCUCGACCACAUCGGCGGCACCUUCGGGGGCAACCGCAAGCCCACGCCUUUCAUGUGCCUCGUGAUGAAGAUGCUUCAGAUCCAGCCGGAGAAGGAGAUCGUUAUCGAGUUCAUCAAAAACGACGAUUACAAGUACGUUCGGAUACUUGGUGCAUUUUAUUUGCGGCUUACGGGAACUGAUACUGAUGCAUACCAGUACCUAGAGCCUUUGUACAAUGACUAUCGGAAGUUGAGGAGGAAACUGCCUGAUGGGAAUUUUACCUUGACGCAUGUGGAUGAGGUUAUUGAUGAACUUCUCACAAAAGAUUACUCAUGUGACAUUGCAAUGCCACGAAUUAAAAAAAGAUGGACUCUCGAAGCAACCGGUUCAUUGGAACUCAGGAAAAGUGCUUUGGAAGAGGACUUUGAGGAGGAGGAAGAGAAAGAAGAGAAUGAUCAAGUUGAUGUAAUGGAUGAAGAUGUCCAUGAUAGGGAUUAUUAUCGUGGUCGAAGCCCUGCCAGGGAAAGAGAUAGGGAUAGAAGAUGCGACAGUCACAGAUACAGGGACCGAGAUUAUGACAGAGAUUAUGAUAGGGAUAGAGAUUAUGACAGGGAACGUGGACGUGAAAGAGAGAGGGACAGAGACAGGGAUAGGGAUCGAGACCAUUAUCGGCUAAGAGACGAAAAGGAUUAUGGUCGUGAUAGGGAUAGGGAUAGGGAUAGGGAUAGGGAUAGGGACAGGCGAGGGAGGGAUCGUGGCAGGAGGAGGAGCCAUUCAAGGAGCAGAAGUCGUAGUAGAGAUCGUGAUGGUGGGGAUAGAGAUCGCAGGAGACAUGCCCGCAGCAUUAGUCCCAGGAGACCUGAUCGUGAGGAACCGAAGAAGAAGAAAGAAAAGAAGAAGGAGAAGAAGGAUGAUGGCACAGACCAUCCGGAUCCAGAGAUUGCUGAAGCAAACAGACUCCGAGCAUCUCUUGGGUUGAAACCCCUGAAGUAGUGAUAAUCCUGGUGACUAGUUCAUGUCAAUGUGUCUGAACUGUCUUUUUACAAUGUAGACUUUCUGCUGUCAGUGCUUUCAGUAUCUGUUGUACAUCCAUUAAGUAGCACCAAAGUUCGUAUAGAGAGAUUGAUUAAACGAUUAAUACAUGUUUUGUUCGAGUUA